AUGAAUAAUAGCAAAAACAAUACUGCUAGCGGUAGGAACGUUAUAAAUAAUGGUUAUUCGUCUAGAAGAAGCACUCUAGAGACGCCGAGAUCGCCAUCUAGGUCUACUCGAAAUUUGGAACCGCCCCACUUGAACGAUGGGGGGGGAUUACCAUCGACAUCACCAAGGCGAAGAAACCAAAAGUCGAUAUUUAGCGAUCGGUAUAUCCCGAAUCGUACGGGGAUUGAUUUGCAGGCUGCGUUCAGUUUGUCAAACCAGGAAAUUUUGCCCGAGAUCAAGAAUAGACACGAUAGAAUAGACAAUGAGAUUGAAAUAAGAAAAGAGGAAGAGGCAAACCAGACAUUUUCGACAAUAUUGAAGGCGGAACUAUUUGGUGAUAAUGUACCCAUGGCCACGGCCAAUUUGAGCAAAAAUGCAAAGGUGUCAAAUAGCAGGCCGAAUAGCACGGGCAAUCUUAAUUCCACAGCAUCCUCAUCUUCGUUACAUUCGAUUCGAUCUUCGGGAAUGGCUGACAACGCUAGCACUGGUGGUGACGACGGUACUACAGGUAAUACCAGAAUCACCCCACCACGGUCUACAAGAAAUAAUGCCAGCAACAACUCCCUUACUUCUGGCUCGGUAAAUACCACGAACCAUGAUUCCAACAGCAUCACGAACACCCCUAGACAAACGGCAAACUUAUUUACAUACCAAUCCCCCAAAAAGAAUAGGCCAGUAUCUAGGGACCUACAGAACGAGCUUUACUCGUUAUCUCCUGUAAGACAAGAAUCCCAAAAACUUUUACUAUCGCCGCAGAAAAAACCCAGAAAUAUAUCAAAAGUUCCCUACAGAGUGCUUGAUGCACCAGAGUUAUCGGACGACUUCUACCUCAAUCUCGUCGACUGGGGUCAGCAGGACAUUUUGGCCGUGGGGCUUGGUGACAGUGUGUACCUCUGGGAUGGAAGCACGCAAUCGGUCGACAGAUUGUGUAAUUUAUCGAACAAAGAUAAGGUUACUAGUAUAAACUGGAUUGGCUCUGGAACCCAUUUGGCAGUAGGGACACUGAAGGGUUUGGUCGAAAUCUGGGACGCUACCAAAAUAAAGUGUGUCAGAACAAUGUCGGGCCAUAGUUUGCGAGUAAGCUCAUUGGCAUGGAACGAACACAUUCUCUCGAGUGGAUCGAGAGAUCGAAGCAUCCUCAACAGAGACGUCAGAAUCGAGAGCCACUACGUCAACAAGUUCGAAGCUCACAAACAAGAGGUCUGCGGCUUGAAGUGGAACGUCGAAGAAAACAAGUUGGCCAGCGGUGGUAACGACAAUAAACUAUUUAUUUGGGACGCAUUGAACACUAAGCCAUUAUAUCAGUUCAACGACCACACCGCCGCAGUCAAGGCAAUUUCUUGGUCUCCUCACCAAAGAGGUGUCUUAGCAUCUGGCGGGGGAACCGCCGACAAAACAAUCAAAACCUGGAACACCCUCACUGGCUCGUUGACGAAUAAUGUCAACACCGGAUCGCAAGUCUGCAACCUAAUCUGGUCCAAAAAUUCAAACGAAUUAGUCUCCACUCAUGGAUUCUCCAGAAACCAAAUCAUUGUCUGGAAAUAUCCCUCCAUGCAGCAAAUAGCUCAAUUAACCGGUCAUACAUACAGAGUAUUGUACUUGUCAUUAUCGCCAGAUGGGGAAACGAUUGUUACCGGUGCUGGAGAUGAGACCUUAAGGUUUUGGAACGUUUUUGACAAAAAUAAGAAUGAUGAGCCACCCUCAUCUGUCUUAUUGGAUGCAUUCCUGCAACUCCGCUAG
This is a messenger RNA of Debaryomyces hansenii CBS767, 1779 nucleotides long. It is a transcript of the gene CDH1, whose product is annotated as Cdh1p. The coding region runs from base 1 to 1779 and encodes 592 amino acids. Gene Ontology annotation, molecular function: ubiquitin ligase activator activity; anaphase-promoting complex binding; protein binding. The transcript has a single exon. NCBI's taxonomy places the organism in Eukaryota, Fungi, Ascomycota, Pichiomycetes, Serinales, Debaryomycetaceae. The record is from RefSeq and is a predicted model, not a curated record. Gene Ontology annotation, cellular component: anaphase-promoting complex. Gene Ontology annotation, biological process: positive regulation of ubiquitin protein ligase activity; positive regulation of anaphase-promoting complex-dependent catabolic process; anaphase-promoting complex-dependent catabolic process.